Echinostoma caproni is the source of this 579-nucleotide messenger RNA. NCBI's taxonomy places the organism in Eukaryota, Metazoa, Platyhelminthes, Trematoda, Plagiorchiida, Echinostomatidae. The record is from the annotation of a GenBank genome assembly.
GUCGGAGCAGAGCAAGCGACUGAUUCCGAUGAACUUCCUCUCAGUACAUUGCGACGUUUCAUUGCUUAUGCCCGCGAACGAUGUGGUCCGCGAUUAUCCGAAGCAGCAGCCGAAAAGUUGGCCAAUCAAUACGUGCUGAUGCGCUCAGGGUCAUCUAGACAAGAACAAGAAACCGGGAAACGCAGCGCAAUACCCAUCACUGUAAGGCAAUUGGAGGCAAUCGUCCGUAUAGCCGAGGCUCAAGCGAAAAUGCGCUUAGCAGCGUUCGCCACAGAAGCCGAUGUCGAAGAGGCUUUGCGACUCUUUCAAGUAUCCACGUUGGAGGCCGCUAUGUCUGGCAGUUUGGAAGGCGCUGAAGGUUUCACCAGUCAAGAAGAACAUGACCUAAUACUGCGUGUUGAAAAACAGUUGAAACGUCGCUUUGUAAUAGGAAGCCAGGUCUCAGAGCACGCAAUUUUACAGGAUUUUACACGUCAGGGGUUUCCCGAGCGCGCAGUGUCAAAAGUGCUGCACUACAUGAUUCGCCGUGGUGAAGUACAAUAUCGGAUGCAACGGCGCAUUCUAUAUCGCAUCAAAUGA